Molecule: messenger RNA, 2623 nt
Organism: Tripterygium wilfordii
Lineage: Eukaryota; Viridiplantae; Streptophyta; Magnoliopsida; Celastrales; Celastraceae
Product: TORTIFOLIA1-like protein 4
Exons: 5
Coding region: 144-2120 (658 amino acids)
Cellular component (GO): microtubule
Molecular function (GO): microtubule binding
Source: RefSeq, a predicted model, not a curated record
CCGGCCUCUCCCUUCCAGCAUUUAAAAACCCCUUCCCUUCACUUUCUCAACUAACACACCCCCCACAUUCACCUUCCCCUUCUCUGCCGCGCCAAAUCUCUUCACUUCUCCUGUUCUCCACACUCAAUGCGGACACAGUAACAAUGCCUCUACACACGAAACCCUCAACUCCUCCACCUUCUUCAACCACCGAUCUCAGGCACCGCGUCCUCACCAGCCUCAACAAGCUCUCCGACCGCGACACUCUCGCCUUGGCCACUUCAGAGCUUGAGUCUAUUGCGCGCACUCUUCGUUCCGACUCCUUCUCUCCAUUCCUCAACUGUCUUCACACCAUUGAUUCCUCCUCUAGGUCCCCCGUUCGUACGCAAUGCGUGAAUCUCCUCACCGUAAUGAUUACUUCUCAUGGGAAUUCACUUUCUCCUCACCUUCCUAAGAUCGUCUCUACCGUCCAGCGACGAUUAAGGGACUCCGAUUCCUCCGUUCGAUCAGCUUGCGUUGAUGCCUGCACCGCUAUGUCGGCUCAGAUUACUUCGCCUCCGUUCUCGGUCAUUUCGAAGCCGUUGAUAGAGUCUCUUGUGGUCGAACAGGAUUUGAACUCGCAGGUCGGUGCUGCAAUGUGCUUGGCCGCAGCGAUUGAGGUGGCGCCGGAGCCGGAGACGGAGCAGCUGAGGAAGUUGUUGCCGAGGUUGGGGAAGCUGAUGAGGAGUCAGGGGUUUAAGGCGAAGGCGGCGGUUUUGGGGGUUAUAAGGAGUGUUGUUGGGGUUGGGGGAGCGACGAGUAAGGGUAUAUUGGAUGCGUUGGUGCCGUGUGUAGUGGAGUUUUUGAGCAGCGAGGAUUGGACCGCGAGGAAGGCAGCUGCGGAGGCGUUGGAGAAACUGGCGGUGGCAGAAAGGGAAUUGGCAAAGCAGUAUAAGGCGGCGUGUAUGAAUGCUCUGGAGAGUAGAAGGUUUGAUAAGGUAAAGGUUGUGCGGGAGACCAUGAAUCACACUUUGGAACUGUGGAAGGAGAUUCCUGGUAUUGAGGAGCUGCAGAAUGGUUUGCCUCCAUCUCAAUCCAGAUCUUCUUCUUCAGCAAAUAAUGCAAAAGUAUGCUCCCUUUCCAUGUCCAAACGUUCUGAUGAUGGUGGUCUCAAAACACCACCGCAGAAGAAAACUAUCCCCACAAACAGGUCCCCUCCGUCUGACUCAUUUGUGACCACUGCUAAGAGAAGUAGUACUCCAUUGAGUACUAGCAGAAGUUCAAACGCAACCGCAAUCCGUAAGCUGAAUCAUAACAAAUCCUCUGAAUGGAAAAUUGAAAUUACUGGACCCCAGUCACCAUCUUUAACAGCAGCUUGUGAAGACAAUUUCAAAAGAUGUGAAGACAGAAUUCUGGAGCCUGUAGACAAUGUGAACAAUGAGAAUUCUACCACACAAACAAAACAAGUACUUUUUAGUAGUAUCCGUGAUGACAAGAUGCAUAAAUUCGGUGGUUUGAGAUCUGGGUCUCGGGUGGUUCCCUUUAAUGAUAACCAUUGUUCAGAUGUGGUCAGCAAUGAUAUGGAAGAAGUUUACUCGGACCAAAAAGAUGCUGAGGAUCUUUCUUUGAUCCGGGAACAGCUUGUUCAGAUUGAAAACCAGCAAUCCAGUCUAUUGGAUCUUCUGCAGAGAUUCAUUGGCAGUUCUCGGAGUGGGAUCAAUUCUCUUGAGACCCGUGUUCAUGGCCUGGAGAAGGCAUUGGAUGAAAUAUCAUAUGACUUGGCAGUAUCACAUGGAAGAAUUCCCAACCCUGAGUCUUCAGAGAACAUCUGUUGCAAGCUUCCUGGUGCAGAAUUCUUGAGUCCCAAGUUAUGGAGGAGGACGGGAAGUCGAUAUUCCACUUCUAGAUACUGUUCUUCUGGCAGCAUGAUUAAAGAAGCCAGCUCUGAAAUAUACAAGCUUGAUGGCCAAAGUUUUCAUCACAGAAGUAGGGAGGGAUUUAUCAUGAACCCAUUGGCAGAUGAUCGCAGCAACUCCAGUGGAAAUUCAGCUCCCCAUCCAAAUUUUAUAUCAAAAGGAAAAAUCACUGAUGUUGGUACACCACAAUUCCUUGGUAUCCUUGGGCUUGAUGGAGCUUCAUCACUUACUUGUACAGCACCAUAGCACCCAAGCAGAAGAUUUCCUGCUCCAUCAUCCGAAUGGAAGUACUUUUUCUGCAGAAUCGUGUCUGAGAGAUGAGCACCAUUUUGUCUGUCAUCAAACGAAAGGCUUUUUGAAGAAGGAGCUGCUUGCUAGCUGAGACCGAAGUGGAGGUGCUUGAAUAUGAAAUUUCUGAUAUUCACUGCAGCGAUUUGAUUGAUUUCAAGGUUAGACCAUCUAAGAUUGCAGGACUGUCCGUCCAAUGUUAACAAUGCAGAAAGCUUUUGCAUAACAUGUAAUUAUUUUUGUUCUUCAACACUUUGUGUUGAUAGAAGGUUUGUGUCAUAUGUUGUUAAUUUGGCAUCCUAUUAUCCCAUGUCAUUGGCAUAAAAGUUGUUUUCUGCCCGUGAGCCUGGGGGGUUGCCCAAGCAAAAGAAUGUGGGUUGGUGAAGGCCCAGAGUCUAUUCUUUGAGCGAUGGGCCUGAGAAGUUAAAUUUUAUAGUCCAUUGGACAACAACAGUUGGGUC